This is a messenger RNA of Nematostella vectensis (starlet sea anemone), 2059 nucleotides long. RefSeq lists its product as uncharacterized. The coding region runs from base 248 to 1543 and encodes 431 amino acids. Lineage: Eukaryota; Metazoa; Cnidaria; Anthozoa; Actiniaria; Edwardsiidae. The record is from RefSeq and is a predicted model, not a curated record. Gene Ontology annotation, cellular component: membrane. The transcript has 7 exons.
UCGGUAAAUUCAUAGAAAAUUUUGUGGUUCUACUAGAAUCUAGCCUAACAAAACGUGUUCUACUGCCCGUGUGUUUUUUCUCUUUUUGGGUUUCCUGUGAUUAGAUAAAAACCGAGAGGGUCCUGGUACAUAUCCAUUGCGUUCUGGGAAUGCGAAACCGGAUGUUUUGGCGAAACUGCAUCGUCCACAAAAUAUGGUGACUUGAUAUUUGGAUUUCUUCCAGAAAAUCUUCGACAUAUUUCUCAUCAUGCCUUCUGGCGGCUACUUUACUACCGGUGGUAUUCUAGCAUUCAUGCUUCUUGCGGUAAUUCGGGGCUCUUUCUCGCCUGCGAUCUAUUUUGCAGUACAUGCUUAUCGUUCUCCGAGCCUAGUUUUCUUGCUGCGAACCCCAGGUACCAUUUUCCUCUAUCUUGUGACUGUACUAUUCCUGAGUAGACGAUCGAAUGGAGUCGUACAAGGGCUAAGGCACACUUCAGGGAGUAUUUCCUCGCUAUGGCGGUGUGCAGUGAUGGGCUUGUUACACUUAGCCGCGCCGUAUCUAUUGUUUAUGUAUGCUCUGAAGAUACUCAAUCCUACCGUUGCUGGGGUAUACAUGGCGGCCGCUCCAUGGCUAAGUACCGUUAUCGAGAGAUUGCCUUGUAUUCAGCACAAGCAAAGUCUAACAGCAGUCAAAGUGUUUGCAAUGAUUCUUGGCUUCAGCGGGGUGAUCAUGGUGUCUGUUGCUGAUGGGGUGUUGGCCUUGACGUUUGGCAUUGUUCCUUGCCCGCUUACCUCUCAUGCAAUCAAUGCUUCCCAACACCAGAACUCCUCACAGAUUGAAGGUCAUACAAACUGUGGUCCUUUUACCCAUGCUCAAGUAAUAACAGCUAUGUUAGCCCUUAUUGGAGGGGCACUGCUAUGGGCAAUAAGCUCAGUAUUUUGGAAGGCCAAGAAUGAAGAUAUACACUACACUGUGGCUGGUAUCUGGAAUAAUCUUUUUGCAGGACUCUAUGGCUUGGUGAUUUUUGGCCUCAUGUUUAUUUUUGAACCCUUAAAUAAGGUACAGUGGCUGACCAAGGGGGGUAACAUAUCUAUACUCUUCCUGACUGUCAUGUGCGGCUGGUUAGCAGCUAUUAUUGUUGACUAUCUUUACAAAGCAGUUGGACCAGUGUCGACCAACAGGGUGAUUUGCCUUGUGCCACUACUCACUUGGCUGGAAGAUUGGAUGUUCAUCAGGCAUUUUUCCAAUAACAUUGAUACUCCAGUUAUUGUUUUAGAAGUCUUAGGCCUUGUGCUGGUAUUUGUUGGCCUGGUUUCCUCAAGUUUAGAAACCGAAGGCUUUAGAAGUUCCUUACGGACCCCUCUCUUAGACCCAGCUCAGUAUCAGAGGUCGGAUGAGCCAUUCCGGGAGGACAUCCCACCGGACAUGGAUGACUUGGUAACAUCAGAAGAAGAAGUUGAGAAUGACAACAACUCUAGACCUCACUCACGGCUUUCUCACUUGCACACCAAUGAAGACCUCUUUCCGCCACUUGUUGAGGUCACUGGUGACUGUAAACCAUGAUAUUAAAUGUUUAGUAGGAAAGAGAUGUGUUAGACUUUGUUGACCUUUCGUGGUCAGAGCAAUUUAAAGAUAUUUGAAAAAGAAAGCAAAACAUUAAAAGCAGAGAAGUAAUGUAUACCAUCCGCCUGUUAGGGGCAAGAUGAAAAACUGCUCCCUGGGUAAUAGACCAUCAUAAAACCGGGUAGCUUAGGUAAUACCAGGCAAAGAAAACUUAUGCUGCAUUCACACCAAAACCAUGUUUAGUACAAGGUUUUUCUUUGCCUUAUAACUUGCCAAGUUUCUCAUUGUGUUGAAUUCUUUCUAUCUAAAUGAUCACUUAGUAACAUGUACAGCAGAGUGUAUCCUGUUUUGUUCUUGGGUCUGUCCACUCUUGGGAGAUUGAGAUUUAAACCAGUUUAAUUAAAACACCUUAAACUGGUUUAAGUGCUGGUGUGAAUGCAGUAUUAGAUUAUUAAAUAUGCGGCAAACCCUGUAGCCAGUGUGUGUCACAGUCUAAUUAAAAUACAGAUAAAUUGC